CUUCAGUGCAAAGGUCAGAGUGUUGGUGAGAGAUAGAGCUAAAGUAGAGCUAAACUCACACAGUGCACAGAUCAGAGAGGACAACAUGGAGCAAACGCUGAUGUUUCCCGUGCUGAUUGGACUCGUAGCAGUGUUAGCCACAGUCCUUUUCUUCUUCCUGAAUGCAGGAAACUCUGAAGGGAGAAAAAAAAUGAGCAAGCUCCCCAAAACUCUGCAGGAUCCCAGUGUUAAAUAUCCGCUGCCCCUCAUAGAGAAGGAGGACAUUUCACACGACACGAAGAGAUUCCGCUUCGGUCUUCCCUCUCCUCUUCAUGUGCUCGGCCUUCCAGUUGGUCAGCACGUGUACCUGUCUGCUAAAGUCAAUGGGAACCUGGUGAUCCGAGCUUACACUCCCGUCUCCAGUGACGAGGACCAAGGACACGUCGAUCUAGUCAUAAAGGUAUAUUACAAAAACACACACCCAAACUACCCUGAUGGGGGCAAAAUGUCUCAGUACCUGAAUGAUAUGAAGAUCGGAGACACCAUCGACUUCCGAGGGCCAAACGGCCUGCUGGUGUACAACGGCAACGGUCAGUUUGCUAUAAAGCCUGAUAAGAAGUCUGAUGCCAAGCUGCGGAAGUUUAAACAUGUGGGAAUGAUCGCUGGUGGUACAGGCAUCACUCCAAUGCUGCAGCUUAUCCGCAGUAUCACAGCAGAUCCUGCAGAUGAUACCAAGUGCUCCCUUAUUUUUGCCAACCAGACUGAGAAGGACAUUUUGUUAAGGAAGGAACUGGAAGAAGUCGUGAAGAGUCACCCUGAUAAACUCCACGUAUGGUACACACUAGACCGACCUCCACAAGGUUGGGAGUACAGCACAGGAUUUGUGGACACUUCAAUGAUGAAAGCGCACCUUCCUCCUCCAGCCAAUGACGUGCUGAUCGUGAUGUGUGGCCCGCCCCCGAUGAUCCAGAACGCAUGCCUGCCAAACCUCACCAAACUCGGCUACGACCCACAAAACACUUUCACAUACUGACACCAUCAGAUACAUUUGUAAAAUAAAUAUUAAAUAUAUAAA
Molecule: messenger RNA, 1054 nt
Organism: Pangasianodon hypophthalmus (striped catfish)
Lineage: Eukaryota; Metazoa; Chordata; Actinopteri; Siluriformes; Pangasiidae
Product: NADH-cytochrome b5 reductase 2
Exons: 9
Coding region: 86-1012 (308 amino acids)
Cellular component (GO): mitochondrion
Molecular function (GO): FAD binding; oxidoreductase activity
Source: RefSeq, a predicted model, not a curated record